Molecule: messenger RNA, 980 nt
Organism: Nomia melanderi (Alkali bee)
Lineage: Eukaryota; Metazoa; Arthropoda; Insecta; Hymenoptera; Halictidae
Source: RefSeq, a predicted model, not a curated record
UUAAACGCUGUGCUGCACUACGCACUCUAUAAAGCCGUCAUCACCGCGAUCGCGCUGGCCAAAGAAACGUUAUGCUGGUUUUUUCGGAAGCUAUCGAAACCCGCCGGUGCAACGAGCACCGACGCAUCAAACCAACCAUCCUUUUCAUGUAACGCCUAGCCGCUGUCUACUAGCAAUUAAAUUCUCGUUUCCGUAUAUUCUGCUGUUACACUUUUGACGCAAUCAAAUUGCUGAUGCACUAUGGCUGCAAUACAACAAAAUUUCACCACGAUUACUCACGAUGAUUUCAACUGGCCGUAUGGAGUGCCUCUUGUGGCGAAACCGGCUCAACCACCGAUGAACACAGGGUUUCGGGUGUUCACACCUCGAAUCGACCCUGAAGACUGCCCGUGCGACGUUCAUGGCCAAGAGAAUAAGAAGAACAGGUACAAAUAUCUAGCCGACAAAGAGCGACAAAUUUACAAUCAACUAAUAAAAGUUAAUCGAGAAAUGACCGCUCUAACGUCGGCGAUGUUGGACAGUAAUUGCGAACGAAUGGAUGAAACAAUGAGAAGCGUUUAUAAAACGGACUACUCGAGAAGAGGUUUACCAAUCCAGGAAUACAGGCAACUGACCGCUGCGGUUGAUUCACCAUACUGUUCCCCAAUCCCGACAGAAGUUUUGGAAAUAAAACAGGGAUACAGAGAUCCUAAUAGAUUCCGAUACACGGCUAUCGAAAGACCACAUAUACAACCAGCUAAAACCAUUAAUUUCUUUGAAGUUCCAGAAACUUUCUCUUUGUGGGAGGAACCUUUCACCAGCCGUUCAGAGUACAUGAGCACUAUUAGUAAAAUGGGUUUGAGUAACAUGAAAAACCGUCAGCAGUACUUGGAACCGAUGCCUUCAUCGAGACGAAGAUUCGGCGACUGCAAAUUAUGAACACCAGUCAUUAAACAUUUCAACUUCGAUAAAAAUGAUUGUGAAAAGAUCCUCCAAAUGUU